This is a messenger RNA of Actinia tenebrosa (Australian red waratah sea anemone), 1580 nucleotides long. RefSeq lists its product as uncharacterized. Lineage: Eukaryota; Metazoa; Cnidaria; Anthozoa; Actiniaria; Actiniidae. The record is from RefSeq and is a predicted model, not a curated record.
GAAUGUAUGCAUCUGAUUCCGAUUGGAAAGUUCCGGAAAACUCCGUAGAAGCGAAUGAAUUUCCAACCGCAUGGAUUGGUUUAAAUAAUGCGAAUGAAUUUCCAACCGCAUGGAUUGGUUUAAAUAAUGAUUGUUCCAGAGGCCCCUGGAAUCACGAAGACUACACAAAAGAAGUAAAAGAUUUUGGGAUUGAAUUGAAAGUGUGUUGGUUCUUCCUCACCGUAGCCUGCCUUUUGUUUAUAUCAUUCACUGCAGUAUACAUUAUAAUGAUCUAUAAAUCUAAACUUGAUCCCGACUUUUAUAAAGAGCAACGACACAAAUAUGCUCGAAUUAAGCUGUACUUUGGCUUUGCAUGUAGCAUGUUACAGGACAUUCCCAUUACAUGUCUAGCAGUGGAUUUGUAUGUGACUCGCUCGGGUUCUAAAGGGCUGCUCUGUUGGCAAUGUGCUCAGGACAAGAGUUGCACGACCAAGUAUGUUCUACGAGAAAGAAUCACUCGAAUGACAGCUCUUUUGUCCGUCAGUUUACUAACUACAGCCAUAACAAGUGCUUAUAAAGGAGUGACAACUUUCUAUCGUUGGAGUAGAGUACGAGAGGCGAAAUGCUUCGAGCUGAGAGCUUGUGUUUCUUUGUUUGUAGGAUGCAUUUAUGCUCUUAUUAUCAUUACACCUUCGUUAGCAUUGGUAAAGUACAAGUUCUUUUCUUUGGCCAGUCAGAGUGGUAACGUUUUUGCUGGGACUGUAGAUAGUUUAUUCAUGAUAGGGAUUAUUUGUUGGGCUGUGUUUGUCGUUGUUGCAUUUUGCUGUCCUAUCGUUCAAUCAAUACGAACGUAAUUAGUCUUUAGACGAAUUCUCCCAAAAACAAAAAACGAAACAAAAAACAAGAAAAAUAUAAUAAUAAUGCAGAAAUGCUUAGAAAAACAAACGUUUAACGUAAUUAUAUAAAGCCAUGACAAGCAACGUUAGAAUGAAAAAUAAGAAUUCAAGAAGGAAAAUAUAUCUCGAGACAAGACAAGAAAAUAAAAGAAAGAUGUUAAAGGCCAGCAAGAAGAGAAAAAAUAGACGAACAAUGGUGAUCGAGGAAUAAAAUGUCUACCAUUUUGCUUCGUAAAUAUGGAAACCCUCUGGCAAAGAUUUAGAAAAUUAAUUAGUUAUUGUGACAUGCGCAGAAAGAUAGCUCGAUACACAGGGAUCCCAAAUAGCAUGAUAUUAGAAAUGUAGUUUUUCCUUGAUCGUAACAUACACAUUUCUAUUGCCUAAAUGAAUGGCAAGUUUUUUAGCCCUUCACUGAAGACUGGUAAGGAGAUUUAGAUUCAUUAAAGGUGCAUUCAGCUGACUGAUACCAAGCAAUAGAAUACUCUCUGGUCGAUACAUAGCAAAUGACGACCAGUGUUUUCCUGUCAUGGUAUAGGCUGGUAAUGAGAUUCAUGAUAUAUUGAUACUAUGUAAAGUUACCCAAGUAAUUAAUGUAAGAUGUAGGACUACAAUUAUUUAAAAAAUUCAUAAAACUUCUUUCUUGACUAAUUUCAAGAAAUUAAUUUUUUUUUUGGCUCUUUUACAAAAUAUUAUUUCUUACCUGUU